ACAUGGACGGUGCUGAAGAGCGGGGAUUGGGGCUCAUUGUGAAGCUGCCCUUAGCUCAGUGCCCGCAGGUGAGGAGACUGACGGGCAGGGUUACUCAGGGCGUGCUGGGAUUUGCAGUUCAUCCACAGUUCCUUCACAAAGUUAUCGAUGGCGUUUGUGGCAGGGCGCAGCCUCGAUUUCAGGACUAUGGCAGCAUCUGGAACUUGAGGGAAUGGCUGGAGGUCUUAGAGGACAUCACCGCUUUUAUAAAAAUUACUGUUGGCAAAGAUGGCGCCUCAGAUGAGAUUUCUAAGGAACUAAGCGGAUUAAAUCCAGAAUAUCAGGAAAUGAUGAUCAGGUGCAUGACAAGUAGAAGACCUGAAAUUAAAGAUGCCUUGGUGGAGAGGGCAUGUGCUAUGUCUUCUGCAUAUUUAAAAGAUUUUGACUGGCAACUCAAGCUUGCUAUGUCCAGUGAUAAGCUGUCUACAUUGCAAAUGCCGCUGGUGAAUCUCGACCUGGAUAUUGUAGAAAAUGGAGCAAUUGCACCCGCCUCCAUUGAGAUGACUAAAGAAGAGCUGCAGAAUCUUAUCAAUUCUCUUGAGGCAGCGAACAAGGUUGUCCUUCAGCUGAAAUGAUGAAGAGUUGGAUGAUUAGGUUUUCCACCAACUGUACGCUGCGGAGCUGCUGAACCUUGAGUAAUUGAAGUCAACCAUUACCAGACUGGCUUCAGUAGGCAUGGCAAUGACAUUUGAAUGACUGUGCUAUUCUGCAUCGGUGCCCCAGCAUCCUCACUAUGGAAGAACGGGUGUGGGGAGAUCUGCUCUUCGUAUUGCAGUAUUGUACAUGACCCUUCUUUAUAAUUUUUGGUAUAGAAACUGUACAUACAGUACAUAGCACAACCUUGUAGGUAGGAUUGUUUUGUAAAGUUAAUUUCCCAUUAUGUAUUAUACUGUAUGUGAGAGUGAAAUAAUAAAAAGUGCUUUCUAGCA
Molecule: messenger RNA, 968 nt
Organism: Bufo gargarizans (Asiatic toad)
Lineage: Eukaryota; Metazoa; Chordata; Amphibia; Anura; Bufonidae
Gene: COMMD8
Product: COMM domain containing 8
Exons: 5
Coding region: 3-614 (203 amino acids)
Source: RefSeq, a predicted model, not a curated record